AUGGCCCUUGUUGUCGGUAGCAGCUCUCAUAUACCAAUGAACCCACCACAACCUGUGCGCGAGAUCGACGUCGAUUUACAGCACACUGGUAAAGUGGCGUAUCACCGUCGUAGCAUACUUACUGCCAACGGCUUCAACGCAAAGGGCGCACCCAACAUUGAAACGGUAGCUACUCCAGUUCGACAGCUUAAUAUCGAUUUUCGCGGUUUUGUACGGUCACCGCUGGAUAUCCAUCCCGGAAGCACCAUGUGCCUGCAUGUUAAUGCAGAUUUAGAUGAUGCUCGCCGCUCCACCCCGGAUACUGGUACUGGAAAAUCACAUAUGCCACAAGAACAAUCCGGCACCUCGUUCCCUCGUGCUGAAGUGGAAGCAUUCAACAUAUUUUUGUCAAAUGAUUUACAAACGUCACGGCGAUAA
Molecule: messenger RNA, 417 nt
Organism: Zychaea mexicana
Lineage: Eukaryota; Fungi; Mucoromycota; Mucoromycetes; Mucorales; Lichtheimiaceae
Exons: 3
Coding region: 1-417 (138 amino acids)
Source: RefSeq, a predicted model, not a curated record